UGCUAGUGCCGUUUUUUCCCACCUCAGCGUGACAUCAGCUUGACCAGUCAAUCAAACCCAAAAAUCCCUGAAGAGAUAUCGGAAAAAAAAGUUUAAGCCAAACAAACUCAUCGGGAACCGAUACCCGUGGCAGAUCGCCAACGCUUCAUGCCUUGUCAAGGCACAACCAUCCCCAUCUCUCCCCAUCUCUCGUGGCCUUAGGCUACGGCUUCAAACCAUCACCAUGACCGACACACCAAAAUUGGCCGAAGACACAGAUCUCGAUCGCACCCUCUCGCGCUCCGAAUCCAUUCGUUCCGCCGUCCAAACCUUCUCGCCUCUUCAUGAGAUCGUCUUCGUCUUCGUCGUCUGCAUGUCGCAGUUCAUGACCCAGGCCGCCCUGGGAAACACCCUUGCCCCACUCGAGAUCAUCAGCGACAGCUUCAAUAUCACCAAUCCAGGCCUCUCCAGCUGGCUGAUCGCAGGAUACUCUCUGACUGUCGGAACUUUCAUUCUCUUCUUCGGCCGCUGCGGCGAUAUUUUCGGAUACCGUCUUCUCUAUAUCAUCGGCUGGGUCUGGUUCGCCAUCUGGUCCUUGGUUGCGGGCUUGAGCGUAUACUCAAAUUACAUCCUGUUCGUCUUUGCGCGUACCCUGCAGGGUUUGGGUCCUGCGAUGCUGCUUCCUAAUGGCUUGGCGCUGCUGGGUGCCACCUAUCAACCCGGAAAGAAGAAGUACAUGGUCUUUUCGCUGUUCGGGGCCACCGCACCGAACGGGGCCGUGAUCGGGGCCGUUAUUUCCUCGCUUUUCUCGCAACUCGCCUGGUGGCCGUGGACGUUCUGGGCCAUGGCGAUCUAUUGUGCCGUAUUGGCGGUAGUGUCGGCCCUUGCUAUCCCGUAUUCGCCGUCGGUUGCGCAAGGCAUGUCGCUGAAGCAGCUGGUGUUCGAGCUGGAUGUCAUCGGGGCAACCUUGGGAAUUACAGGCCUGGUUUUGAUCAAUAUUGCGUGGAACCAGGGGCCCGUGGUGGGAUGGCAGGAGGUGUAUGUGUACGUCCUGUUGAUCAUCGGGAUAUUGAUUCUGGCCAUGUUCUUCGUCUGGGAAAUCAAGUACGCGUCCGAGCCGCUCAUCCCAUUUCACGCGCUGGAUCUCGAUGUCUCCUUCAUUCUGGGCUGCGUUGCGUGUGGCUGGGCCAGCUUCGGAAUCUGGGUUUAUUACUUUUGGCGGUUCCUGGAGAAUAUCCGGGGUGUGACGCCAUUGCUAGCAUCGGCGCAAUUUGUCCCACCCACCUUGUCGGGACUAACGGCGUCCUUCACGACGGGGCUCCUCAUGGCCAAAUUGCGGCCAGGCUGGAUCAUGUUGAUCGCCAUGGUGGCCUUCACCCUUGGCAAUCUCUUCUCAGCCAUUGCCCCAGUCCAUCAGACGUACUGGGCGCUGUCUUUCGUGACGCUGGUCGUCACCCCGUGGGGAAUGGACAUGUCAUUCCCUGCCGCCACAGUGGUCUUGUCAAACGCGGUUGGGCGUCGCCACCAGGGUGUUGCUGCAUCCUUGGUCACGACGGUUGUGAACUACAGUAUCUCCCUGGGACUCGGGUUCGCGGGAACGGUCGAGGUGCAUGUGAACAACGGUGGCAAAACUUUCCAUGAUACGCUCAAAGGUUAUCGUGGGGCUUUGUAUAUGGGCGUCGGACUUGGCGGGCUGGGAAUCGUAAUCAGUCUGCUCUACCUCAUCAAGAGUAGAACAAAGCCGGGCCAGGAAGAGGUUGAAGUUGAAAAGGCCACCGAAUGAUUUCGAUGGCUGAAUGUGAAAGUGCGCAUAAAAUAGGCAUAUAGAAUUAGACGGCACAUUAGACUUAGCCACAGAGCCGCCGAAAUAAUGGCAAGAUCGAAGAUACUUAAUAGACGUUGUACCGGCAGUCUGACCACCAUUCCGAAUAAUUUUUCUGUACUAAUCGCAUCAGAAAGAUUCGCAGGUGUAUACCGUGGCACACAACGUUGCUACGUCGCAUCGCUCACGAUAAAGCGCCUCGACCCCGGCAUCCGUACG
This is a messenger RNA of Aspergillus sclerotioniger CBS 115572, 2020 nucleotides long. Its product is annotated as MFS transporter. The record is from RefSeq and is a predicted model, not a curated record. Gene Ontology annotation, cellular component: membrane. NCBI's taxonomy places the organism in Eukaryota, Fungi, Ascomycota, Eurotiomycetes, Eurotiales, Aspergillaceae. The transcript has a single exon. Gene Ontology annotation, molecular function: transmembrane transporter activity. Bases 224 to 1762 code for a protein of 512 amino acids. Gene Ontology annotation, biological process: transmembrane transport.